Mirounga angustirostris (Northern elephant seal) is the source of this 3855-nucleotide messenger RNA. RefSeq names its product N-6 adenine-specific DNA methyltransferase 1 (gene HEMK2). NCBI's taxonomy places the organism in Eukaryota, Metazoa, Chordata, Mammalia, Carnivora, Phocidae. Gene Ontology annotation, biological process: methylation. Gene Ontology annotation, cellular component: eRF1 methyltransferase complex. The coding region runs from base 155 to 700 and encodes 181 amino acids. The record is from RefSeq and is a predicted model, not a curated record. Gene Ontology annotation, molecular function: protein methyltransferase activity; nucleic acid binding; S-adenosylmethionine-dependent methyltransferase activity. The transcript has 6 exons.
CGCGGGAGAGGGCUCGGGCGUCCUGGAGAGGCGGCGUUGAAGGAGAGCCAAGGAAAGGAGGGAUGCUGUCUGCCCCGAGGCGGCGGUGUCCGCAUACUUGGCGACCACUGACACUAGAACGCAGUAACAGACGAUUUUCCUGUAGUUACCUGUAAUGAGCGGGCCAGGGAGCUGCCUACUUUCGCGAAGAGUGGAAAUAUGCCUUGAAGUAGGUUCAGGGUCUGGAGUGGUAUCUGCAUUCCUAGCCUCUAUGAUAGGUCCUCAAGCUUUGUACAUGUGCACUGACAUCCACCCUGAGGCAGCAGCUUGCACUCUGGAGACGGCACACUGUAACAAAGUCCACAUUCAGCCAGUAAUUACAGACUUGGUCAAAGGCUUACUACCAAGAUUGAAGGAAAAAGUUGAUCUUCUGGUGUUUAAUCCCCCCUAUGUAGUGACUCCACCUGAAGAGGUAGGAAGUCAUGGAGUAGAAGCCAUUUGGGCUGGUGGCAGAAAUGGUCGGGAAGUCAUGGACCGAUUCUUCCCACUGGCUCCAGACCUUUUGUCACCAAGAGGAUUAUUCUAUCUGGUUACCAUUAAAGAAAACAAUCCAGAAGAAAUUUUGAAAACAAUGACGACAAGAGGUCUACAAGGGACUAUUGCACUUUCCAGACAAGCAGGCCAAGAACUCCUCUCAGUCCUGAAGUUUACCAAGUCCUAACUUACUGUGUGUGCUGUGUAUUAUGCUGGAUUGUAUAUAUUGAUAAUAUAUGUUAUAUUGAAUAUAUAUAUGUGAAUAUGUAUAGAGAGAGAAGCUGAAUGUAUUUGGCAUAUUUUGAAAAUGAAGUCAUUUCUUCGUUAACAAGUGAAAUUGUCAGGUUAUAUAGAAAAAGGUGGGAAGGGCAUUGCAUUCCCUUUUCCCCAGGUAAUCAAGCCUACAGAAAUAGUUGAGUAAGUGCUAGUAAAUGCAUUUAGAAUAUAUAUUAUUUGCAUUUUACGUAUAAAACCUGAACAUGAGUGAUGUAUCCAGUCACUAAACAUGAGUCAGGUCUGAAGGUAUUCCUAAUGUACUACUGAGGGAAAAAAGCAAGUUACAAAACAGUAUGAUCCUGUAUGUAUAAUUUUGAAACCCAGCAGAGAGGCUAUGUGUGUAUGUGAACAUCGGAACAUCUCAGAAGGUACAUGGCAGGAGGGAACGCGGGACUUUUGCUCUUUUAUGGUAGCAUUUGCACAAUGGUAACAUAUGACUUGUAUAAUUUUAAAAAGGUUUUCAUUUAAAAAUUUUUUUAAUUUACUUUCACUUGUUCACUGUCUCCAUUCUAUUUCUAUUAUUUAGAAUGCCUUCUGCCUCCAUGUUUCUCCCUGGUCAGAUUGUUCCUGCCUUUUAUCCUUUGUCAUAUAUUUCUGUUUUCUUCUUUCCUAUAUGUGUAGGAUCAGAGUGAGUGGAAUCUAGAAUUUAUUUUUAAUUGGGCUAUAUUCAGAAUCAACUGGAGAAGCUUUUUAAGAUUAUAAAUUCCUAAGCCUGACCAUAGACCCGUGGACUCCUCUGCUGAACAGACCUAAAAAUGGCCUCUUUUAAAACGUGCUUCCCAGUGUUCCUUAAGGUAGUGCACCAAAUUUUAGAACUAUUGGUUUUUUUUGUUUUGUUUUGUUUGUUUUUAAAGAUCUAUUUAUUUAUUUGACAGAGAGCACAAGCAGGGGGAGCAGCAGAGGGAGAGGGAGAAGCAGACUCCCCAUGGAGCAGGGAGUCUGACACGGGGCUUGAUCUCAGGACCCCGAGAUCAUGACCUAGGCUGAAGGUAGACACUUAACUGACUGAGCCACCCAGGUGCCCCUAGAACUAUUGUUUUAAAUCACAUUAUUAUUUAAUGCUUAGGACAAUGCACAGAAAGAGUGGAAUUACCCUCCUUUGAUGUUCAGAAAGGUCAAAUAACUUGUCCAAAGAAGCACAGUAGUUAAAGGGUAAAGCCAGUACGGCAGCACUCAGACACAUCUGACUCCCAAACGCUUUCUUUCAAUUUGCUUAUAAUGCAGCAGUAAAGAUAUCAAAAUUAGUAUUUACUUGAGUCUAAUAUCUGUAAAUAUAUUCCCCUUCCCAGAAAUAGUCAUCUGAAAUGUUACAAUUAAAAAAAAAAAAAAAGGCUAAAAAAACUUAGAACUUUAUUGUGGGUCUUUAGUUAUAAUUUUGGAGAAUGGGGUCUUGAAUAUUUUCAGAUAACAUUUGAAACACUUUAAAAUUCGCAUAGAAGGGCGCCUGGGUGGCUCAGUUGGUUGAGCGACUGCCUUCGGCUCAGGUCAUGAUCCUGGAGUCCCGGGAUCGAGUCCCGCAUCGGGCUCCCUGCUCGGCAGGGAGUCUGCUUCUCCCUCUGACCCUCCUCCCUCUCAUGCUCUCUGUCUCUCUCUCAUUCUCUCUCUCAAAUAAAUAAAAUCUUAAAAAAUAAAAUAAAAUAAAAUAAAAUUUGCACAGAAGACGACUGUCAACAUAGGAGAUUAAAAACAUAGAAAUGCUACAUAAAUGACCCCAAAACUUCAGCAUAACUGUUAAUGGACUAAAUUGUGUCCCCCCACAUUCAUAUGUUGAGGUCCUGAUCCCCAGAACCUCAGAAGGUGAGUGUAUUUGCAGAUGGGCCUCAAAGAAGUUUAAUUACCUCUUUAAAGGAGGCCGUCAGGGUGGGCCCUGAUCCAGUCUGACUGGCCUCCUUACAAGAGAUUAGGACGUAGGGAGACACCAGGGAUGCUUAACACACAGAAACAAAGCACGUGAAAGUCAGUGAGAGGCAGCCAUCUGCGAGCCAAGGCAGGAGACUGCAGAAGAAACCCCACCUGCUGAUGCCUUGCUCUUGGACUCCAGCCUCCAGAACUGUGAGCAAGCAAAUUCCUGUUGCUGAAGCCACCAGCCUGCGGCUUUGUCGUAGUGGCCCUAGCAGACUCAUGUAGUAAUUAAAGGCAGGAAAUACUGCGUUCUGCAAACGAGAAAGCAGUGCCAGCGUGAAAAGUGCAUGCUGUGUCCUGGUGGUCAGAACUGUGGCCCGGAGCCUUCAGGAGGAGAGGUGCAGAUCCAGCUCUCUUUGUGUUAAGGAAGAGCUACUCAAUACAGGAAGAAAGAGGACCUGUAAAACCACAUCAUUUGGCCCAAGGGAAGCAGCAAAAAAAACGGUCAUACCUUGGAUGAAAAGAAAAAUAGUAAUAAUCUAUUACUGUUAUAGAUUAGGCUAACCUCUGUUGUAGGAUUUAAUUCAUCCUAUUUACGUGAGGUAGGAACAUUAACAUGAAAAAGUUAACAUUAAAAUUAUCUAAACCGUUGCUCACCGAGAAGCUACAAUCAAUGAGAGCAGAAAAAGAAAAAAACAAAAACAAAAAAACAGACACCUAAGGUAUAUAAACAGUGGAACUGUUAUAUUCAGAUUGUGGCAUGUUUGACAUGUUUAAAGAAUUAACAUAAAGAAAAGCUCAUACAAGAAGAAACUGGAAAGAACAAAUUGAAGUCGACUUUUAAAAAUGAGAAAUACAGACAUGGAAAUGCAUUAGUGUCAAUUUGUGCUUACCAAAAAAACAAACAAAAAAAAACAACAGUAUUUUAAAACAAAGGAGUGAUAAUAUUCCAUUCCAAAAUUAAGAUGUAGUUCUUUUUUUUUUUUCUUUUUUCCUCAUACUGGGAAGAAAAAGGAAUACAAAUUAAGGCAGGACUGAAAAAAGAGAAAAAUUUAGACAGGACUGAAAAGACUCAGGAAGAGAUUAAGAGAAAUAUAGCCAUGUUAGGAACCUUUAUGACUAAAUGUAAAUCAUUUUAUGUGUAGAUGUAGGAUGUGAUUCAUACAUACACUAAAAUUACUUUGCAUGUAAAAUAAUAUAAUACAAUACCAAUGCCUAUCUCCA